This is a messenger RNA of Aspergillus oryzae RIB40, 573 nucleotides long. RefSeq lists its product as uncharacterized. The coding region runs from base 1 to 573 and encodes 190 amino acids. The record is from RefSeq and is a predicted model, not a curated record. NCBI's taxonomy places the organism in Eukaryota, Fungi, Ascomycota, Eurotiomycetes, Eurotiales, Aspergillaceae. The transcript has a single exon.
AUGCAGAAAUUGUCAUUCGACACCACGCCAAAUGCAACAUUCCUCUGCGGCACGGGAACAUUAGCCAUCAUGAAGGAAGAUGGCUACUGGUCCGACAACAAGAAGAGCGAGUAUGAUGAGAAAAUUUGGGACCCCAAGCGCUCCGAGCUACCCAUCAAAGAGCUCCCGGCCUCGACAGCAUGCUCCUCCCUCCCCCAGAAGGUUAAAGGGGGAAAGUUUGGAAUAUUCGAAAAGGCUUUGGACUUUUUUGGGGACGGAAGCUUUUUCCUGGUCGAUUCACCUGGCCAUCUUGCUGGAAAUAUUAGCGCUCUUUUCAGAACUCGUAGCAGGGAUGGAGAACCCAGAUGGAUUUUUCUUGCGGGUGACUGCUUCCACCCUCAUCACUUCGUCCACUAUCCAGAGGCUCCUUUUGGUGAUAUUCUUAUCGCUCCAAGCGGAUGUAUCCAUGUUGAUCCAGAAGCCGCUCGAGAGACUAUCCGCAAAAUUUCUGCUCUGCGAGAGAGUGAUCCGAGUGUUCGAGUGUGGGCGGCUCACGCUGGCUCAUUAGAAGGUUACUGGGAGUUUUCAAGUUAG